GCUUCUUCAGAAGCAGAAACGUGUAAACCCUAUAAAACGCGGCAGCGCGGCGGGCAGCUCAGAGCGUGCGGCGAGACGAAGCUUCUCUUCUUCCUUGUCCUUCUCCUCUGCUGCCGCCGCCUCCCCGGCAACCGCACAGACCGGCAGCCGCGCACCGGGGCAGGGUGCAGGCCCCCAGCUGCGCUCCGCCUUCGCUCUGCUCCCCGUCCGCCCGCCAGCCCCACCAACAGACUCGUGGCUCCGUGGUGGCCAUGGAGCAUCGCGGCGCUUCCCCGCGCCUCCUCGCCCUCGCCCUUCUCAGCGCUCUCUGCUGGCGGGUGCGGGCACUGCCCCAGCGUGGCGCCGCCUUCCCCCCGCUCCCGCGAUUGGGAAACAGAAUGCCAUUUGAUGGAGCCAGUGAACCUGAUCAUGCCCAUGGGUCAUUCAAAUCUGAAUCAGACAUUUUGCAGAACACACUACCUGAAAAUGAGAAGUUCUAUUUUGAUCUAUCUAGAAUUAUUGAUAGCUCUCAGGACAGUCCUGUCAAACGCCACUCUGAUGCUGUCUUCACUGACAACUACAGUCGCUUUCGAAAGCAAAUGGCUGUGAAGAAAUAUUUAAACUCAGUUUUAACUGGAAAAAGAAGCCAGGAAGAACUAAACCCUGCUAAACUUCGAGAUGAAUCAGAACUUCUUGAACCUUCCUUUUCAGAAAACUAUGAUUCUGCAGAUGACCUGCUGAGCCACCUCCCACUGGACUUCUGAAGGACACCUGAUAAAGUCUAUGACAAGAACAAGCUAUUUUUUUGAGUUCCACAUAGUAUUUCAAAGCGAUGACUUCAGUCAUCAAACCAGAACAAAUAUGUUGUGAAGUGAAAGUUGUGAUAUAUUUGUUUCUUAUGUAAUAAAAGUUGAUAUUUACAUUGUAAAUAUUACUUGAGUUCUUCACCGAAGGCUGUACAUAUGGAAGCCAGUUUAACUCAUAAGAAGUCUGCGAGUCCAUAUGCUGUAAAUCCUUUACUUCAAUAAAUUCAUUUGAAAAUGA
Pogoniulus pusillus (Red-fronted tinkerbird) is the source of this 1023-nucleotide messenger RNA. It is a transcript of the gene VIP, whose product is annotated as vasoactive intestinal peptide. The transcript has 6 exons. Gene Ontology annotation, molecular function: peptide hormone receptor binding; neuropeptide hormone activity. The coding region runs from base 252 to 743 and encodes 163 amino acids. Gene Ontology annotation, biological process: learning or memory; positive regulation of protein catabolic process; phospholipase C-activating G protein-coupled receptor signaling pathway. The record is from RefSeq and is a predicted model, not a curated record. Gene Ontology annotation, cellular component: neuron projection; extracellular region. NCBI's taxonomy places the organism in Eukaryota, Metazoa, Chordata, Aves, Piciformes, Lybiidae.